CCACCCGUCUCACCCCCUGUUCAUCAGCAGCCAAACCAGAGGCACUCCACAUCACCCAUCCGUGUAGUCCCAGCAGAUGUCAGUAGACGAUUAUCAGAUUCCGAAAUCAAUACGCCUCCAAAAGGUAAGAUUGUGUUGUUCUGGUGUACCAUAGAAUCAACCUUGACUAUGAACUGUUCUAAUUAGUUUUACUGUAAAAUACAAAAGAAGCAACAUUGGAUGCUGUUGUUGAUGGGUGAUUUUUUGGGGGUUGUUUGUGGCUAGGAGUAUAGGAAACUUGUUUGACAGCCUCAUAAGGAUGACCCUAUGAUUCAUUUUACACACCUUGAAUACGAAUGCACAAACAUAAUUCAUAAUUUUUUUUUAAUAGUUAGUAAGGCAGUUUUCUUGUGUCACAUUAACACUGACUUGAUCAUCUUCCCUCAAGUGAUGAACAGUGCCAGAAUUGUGCAGCUCAGUUCUAAUGUACAGCAAAAUCCUCUAUACUCCAAGGCAUCAAUGAUACAGCAAAGCAUAGAUUUACUG
Molecule: messenger RNA, 525 nt
Organism: Lymnaea stagnalis (great pond snail)
Lineage: Eukaryota; Metazoa; Mollusca; Gastropoda; Lymnaeidae
Source: the annotation of a GenBank genome assembly